Trichoplax adhaerens is the source of this 1351-nucleotide messenger RNA. Its product is annotated as actin. The coding region runs from base 129 to 1259 and encodes 376 amino acids. The transcript is spliced from 2 exons. The record is from RefSeq and is a predicted model, not a curated record. NCBI's taxonomy places the organism in Eukaryota, Metazoa, Placozoa, Uniplacotomia, Trichoplacea, Trichoplacidae.
CUCCACUUUUCGUCGACGUUGCAACUCGAAGGUACCGUGCGAAACUUCCACUUGACCGUUACAAGGAUUUUUUCCUCUUGGCAUUUCUGAUUUUUUUUUCUCUCCAUAAAACCUAAUUUCAAUUCACCAUGUCAGAAGAAGAUGUUCAAGCUUUGGUAAUCGACAAUGGCUCCGGUAUGUGUAAAGCCGGAUUUGCUGGCGAUGAUGCUCCUCGUGCUGUUUUCCCUUCAAUCGUCGGCCGACCUCGCCAUCAAGGUAUCAUGGUUGGAAUGGGUCAAAAAGACUCGUAUGUUGGUGACGAAGCACAAAGUAAGAGAGGUAUCCUUACCUUGAAAUAUCCUAUCGAGCACGGAAUUGUCACUAACUGGGAUGAUAUGGAAAAGAUCUGGCAUCACACUUUUUACAACGAAUUGCGUGUAGCUCCAGAAGAACAUCCCGUCUUACUAACUGAAGCUCCCAUGAAUCCCAAAGCUAACCGUGAAAAAAUGACUCAAAUCAUGUUCGAAACAUUCAACACCCCAGCUAUGUAUGUCAACAUCCAAGCUGUACUAUCCUUGUAUGCUUCUGGUCGUACUACUGGUAUCGUUCUCGAUUCUGGCGAUGGUGUAAGCCAUACCGUUCCAAUCUACGAAGGUUACGCUUUGCCUCAUGCUAUGAUGCGUUUGGACUUGGCUGGCCGUGACUUAACUGACUACAUGAUGAAAAUCUUGACUGAACGUGGCUAUACUUUCACUACUACCGCUGAACGUGAAAUCGUUCGUGAUAUCAAGGAAAAAUUAGCCUAUGUCGCUUUAGACUUUGAGCAAGAAAUGCAAACCGCUGCUUCUAGUUCAAGCCUUGAAAAGAGCUACGAAUUACCUGACGGUCAAGUUAUCACCAUUGGUAAUGAACGAUUCCGCUGCCCAGAAGCUCUCUUCCAACCCGCUUUCUUAGGUAUGGAAUCCGCUGGUAUCCACGAAACUACCUACAACUCUGUAAUGAAAUGCGACGUCGAUAUUCGAAAAGACUUAUACAGUAAUAUUGUCUUGUCUGGCGGUACUACUAUGUUCCCUGGUAUUGCUGACCGUAUGCAAAAGGAAAUUGUUAGCUUGGCACCUCCAACUAUGAAAAUCAAGAUCGUUGCUCCACCAGAAAGGAAAUACUCUGUAUGGAUCGGAGGAUCUAUUUUGGCUAGUUUAUCCACCUUCCAACAGAUGUGGAUCUCCAAACAAGAAUACGAUGAAUCUGGCCCCGCUAUCGUUCACCGUAAAUGCUUCUAAGUUCGUGUUAAGUUUAAUUUAUACAAUAUCCAAAAAAUCAAUAACUAUAGCAAUAUCAAAAAUCUGAUAAUAAAACUGAUUUAAAUCCAGAC